Molecule: messenger RNA, 2423 nt
Organism: Cynara cardunculus var. scolymus (artichoke)
Lineage: Eukaryota; Viridiplantae; Streptophyta; Magnoliopsida; Asterales; Asteraceae
Product: ethylene receptor 2-like
Exons: 2
Coding region: 1-2286 (761 amino acids)
Biological process (GO): phosphorelay signal transduction system; response to ethylene
Cellular component (GO): endoplasmic reticulum; endoplasmic reticulum membrane
Molecular function (GO): ethylene binding; phosphorelay sensor kinase activity; ethylene receptor activity
Source: RefSeq, a predicted model, not a curated record
AUGGAUGCAAUGUCGAAAACAUUAGCAUCUCUCGGGUUGAUUUCGUUGCUUGUUAUCGGUGUUUUGGCUUCUGAUGAUGGAGGAUUUGGAGGGUGUAAUUGUGAGGUUGAGGGCUUUUUCGGGUAUAGAAACAUUAUGGAAGCACAAAGGGUGAGCGAUUUCUUGAUCGCGGCUGCUUAUUUCUCCAUCCCAAUCGAGCUUCUUUGCUUUGUUAGUUGUUCAAAUGUGCCAUUCAAAUGGGUACUCUUUCAAUUCAUUGCCUUCAUUGUUCUUUGCGGGAUGACGCAUUUGCUCAACGGCUGGACCUACGAACCACACCCAUUUCAGCUUAUGCUUGCACUCACCAUUUUCAAGUUUCUUACAGCGUUGGUGUCGUUUGCAACCGCCAUUACUUUGAUCACUCUCAUCCCUUUGCUUCUAAAAGUGAAAGUUAGAGAAUUUAUGUUAAAGAAAAAGACUUGGGAUCUUGGUAGAGAGAUGGGUAUGAUCAAGAAACAGAAAGAAACUGGAUGGCAUGUUCGUAUGCUCAUGCAGGAGAUCCGAAAGUCUCUUGACCGCCACACUAUUCUAUACACCACACUCGACAAGUUAUCUGAGACGCUGGAUUUGCAGAAUUGUGCGAUUUGGAUGCCGGAUGAGGCAAAAAUUAGGAUGAAUCUUACCCAUCAGUUAAAAGGCGGAAAACCUUCGACAAUUUAUGAUUUCUCCAUCCCGAUUCAAGAUCCUGAUGUUCAAGAAAUCAAAAGAAGCGAAGUGGUGAAGUUGUUGGAUCCGGAAUCAAGGCUCGCGGUUCUAAGCGGUGGACGGUCUGGUUCACCGGGAGCUGUGGCUGCAAUCAGAAUGCCGAUGCUUAGAGUCGCGGACUUCAAGGGUGGAACCCCUGAGAUGAUCCAGGCUUGUUACGCAAUACUGGUUUUGGUUCUUCCUGGUGGUCAAGUUCGAUCUUGGACCAACCCUGAACUCGAGAUAGUCAAAGUGGUUGCCGACCAAGUAGCCGUGGCCCUCUCCCAUGCCGCAGUUCUUGAAGAAUCUCAGCUUAUGAGAGAUAAAUUAGCCGAACAAAAUCGAGCUCUACAACAGGCUAAACAAGAUGCCAUGAGGGCUAGUCAAGCUCGGAACUUGUUUCAAACCGUGAUGAGUAAAAGCUUGAGGAAACCUAUGCAUUCAAUGAUGGGUUUGCUUUCGAUCAUUCAGGAUGAAAAUAUGAAUAACCAGCAACGAGUUCUUGUUGAUUCCAUGGUCAAAACGAGCAAUGUUCUCUCGAUGUUGAUCGAUGAUGUAAUGGAUGAUUCUUCUAAAGAUAAUGGAAGGUUUCCAUUGGAAAUGAGAUCGUUUCGGCUCCAUUCUUUGAUCAAAGAAGCAGCUUAUCUUGCAAAGUGUUUGUGUGCUUAUAAAAGUUACGAAUUCAUAACCGAAGCUGAUAAAACAUUGCCGGAUAACGUAAUGGGAGAUGAAAGAAGGGUUUUUCAGGUUUUGUUGCAUAUGGUUGGGAAUCUUUUGAAUGGUGGCAAUGGUGGAGGGUGCUUGAUUCUUAGGGUUUCUACAGAGAGUGGUAGCCAUGGGAGAAACGAUCAGCGAUGGGCAACUUGGAGAUCAUCCAAUUCGUCCGAUGGAUAUGUCACUGUUAAGUUCGAAAUUGGGAUCAGUGAUCGCAUCCCUCGAUUGGAAGAACGCCCUUUUGCCGAUGAUAGGAUCUGCAGUGGUGUAGUCGAGCAGGGUUUGAGCUUCGGCAUGUGCCGGAAACUGGUGGAGUUGAUGCAAGGGAAGAUGUGGGUGGUUCCGAAUCCAGUGGGAUUCAAUCAAAGUAUUUCGCUUGUCCUUCGGUUUCAACUCCGGCCAUCGAUUGUAAUCGGAAUAUCGGAAACCGGAGAGUCCUCCGAACACCACCCACUCUCGAACUCUCUUUUCAGAGGUCUUCAAGUCCUGCUAGCCGACGAAGAUGAUAUCAACCGUGGUGUUACACGUAGGCUGCUCGAGAGACUGGGGUGCAUUGUGUCGACCGUCGGCAGUGGUUCCGACUGCAUGAUGGCUCUGAGCCAGCCGGUAUUGUCGUACCAGAUUGUGAUAUUGGAUCUUGAUAUGGGCGAUGUUGAUGGGUUCGAAGUGACGUCAAGAGUCCGGAAAUCUCGAAGCCGGAACUGGCCGUUGAUAGUGGGUUUGAGUGCUAGUGGUGAUGAACAUUUAUGGGAAAAAUGCAUAGAGAUAGGGAUGAAUGGAUUGAUCCAAAAACCGGUGCGUUUACAAGGGAUUUCUGAUGAACUCAGGAGAGUGUUGAAGGUUCAGUGAGUCGGUUUACACGUAUCUCAAUUAAUUUCAUAUGGUUGUGAAGAUAACAGUCGGAAAAAUUUCCAAAGACUAACCGAUCUAACCCAGAAUAGCGGUGAAGGUUUAUUUUUAUUUUUUUAAAUUUUAUAUAAAGAUGU